Dufourea novaeangliae is the source of this 2529-nucleotide messenger RNA. Its product is annotated as DNA repair and recombination protein RAD54B-like. The record is from RefSeq and is a predicted model, not a curated record. Gene Ontology annotation, cellular component: nucleus. The transcript has 10 exons. Lineage: Eukaryota; Metazoa; Arthropoda; Insecta; Hymenoptera; Halictidae. Bases 1 to 2529 code for a protein of 842 amino acids. Gene Ontology annotation, biological process: double-strand break repair via homologous recombination; reciprocal meiotic recombination. Gene Ontology annotation, molecular function: DNA translocase activity; ATP-dependent chromatin remodeler activity; ATP binding.
AUGUAUCGAAAUAAUAAAGUCAAGGGAUUCAAAUCUGUUUUAAAAUGUCAACAAUCGGCAGAUAGUCAGCCCAAGGAAAGUUCAAAAAAUGUUGUUAAAUCGCCUGAAAAUUCAGAACAAUGUUCUCGCAGAAGUACUACGAGUAUUCUUAACUUAUUCAAGACAUCUGUCGAAAAAGAAAAUAAAGAAAUUCAAGAAGGAUAUAUUCCAGUUGUACAAAACAAUGACAAUGCAAUGAGCAAUAAAGAAAAGUCCACAAUAAUUAGUAACAGUAAUAAAAUCAUUUUUAAUGUAGUGAUAGGCAAAAAAUCUGCAAGAAAACAUAAAAAGUGGGAGGAUGAUGGUAUUUUAGAAGUUACAGGGAAACAUGCAGUUCUAAAGGAUUCAGAAGGUAAUGUCAUUCAGAGGACAGUGAUUAAUCAAGAAAGUCUAGUGGAAGGUUUUAGGAUGUACAUAGAAAAUAAAGAAAUUGAGAUAGUGAAUAAAGUAAUAGAUAACCAAUCAUUGGCAAAUAAAUUGGUUGAGGAAACAAUUCCAGAACCACCAAGAAAAAAGUUAAAAAGUUCCAGUUCUGGUUCUUAUCAACCCCUUGCUUCUUUAAAAAAAGGGUUCAAAUUAACAUCCGAUCCUCUUGUAAUGCCUGUUAUAUGUACCUCACAAAAUUGGAUUGAGAGCGAUACACCAGAAAAAGAAGAAGAAGUAACUGUAGAUGCUUGUUUAGUAAAUGCAUUGAGGCCACAUCAACGACAUGGUAUUGUGUUUCUCUAUGAAUGUAUUAUGGGUUUGAAAGUACCCAAUUACUUUGGUGCCAUUUUAGCUGAUGAAAUGGGUCUUGGUAAAACAUUGCAAUGCAUUACUCUUAUUUGGACACUAUUAAAAAAAGGGCCAUAUGGAAAACCAGUCCUGAACUAUGUAUUAGUAGUAACUCCUAGUAGUCUCUGUAGUAAUUGGAACAAAGAAUUUGGACGCUGGUUGGGUUGCCACAGAAUAUUUCCAUAUGUUGUAAAUGCUAAAAAUAAACCAAAAGACUUCAAAAAACAGUUGAAACAUUCAAUAAUGAUUAUUAGUUAUGAUAUGCUUAUUAGAUGUCAAGAAGAAAUUGAGCAAACAGCUUUUGACUUAAUUGUAUGUGAUGAGGGCCACAAAUUAAAAAAUAACGAUUUAAAAGCAGCAAAGAUCUUAAGUAACAUGGACUGUAAAAAGAGAAUCCUCUUAAGUGGGACACCAAUGCAAAAUGAUCUACAAGAAUUUUUUGCAUUAAUAGACUUCGUAAACCCAGGUAUACUGGGCAGUAAUUAUGAAUUUACAAAUUAUUAUGAAAACCCUAUUGUAGCUUCGCGAUGUCCUCAUGCAACCGAAAGUGUUGUGUCUCUGGGAACAGAAAGAGCCAAUGAAUUACAUGAAAAAAUGAAAUGUUUCAUCCUAAGGCGUACACAAGAUACAAUUAAUGAGUACUUGCCGUCUAAGCACGAGCUAGUUGUAUUUUGCCGUUUAUCUGACGAACAAGAAGACUUGUAUAGACGCAUCACGGACGCCUGGUUUAAUAGAACAGUACUACCGGGUAACGGCAUUUCUCAUUUGACAGUGAUAACAAUGCUGAAAAAAAUUUGUAACCAUCCGGAUUUAUUUUACAACGAAAAGAAUGAUUUGCUUCCGAAUGACUUUACAAAUACGAAUAGAAAUUCUUACAGAAAAAACUGUGGAAAUAUUUCAAAAAAUACUUACUGUGGAAAAAUGUCGGUUAUACAAACUUUAAUAAAAAAUUUAAAGAACACUGAAGAAAAAUUAGUAUUAAUUUCUUAUUAUACACAAACGUUGGAUUUAUUUGAAAAUGUUUGCAGCAACGAAAACUUACAGUUUCUUAGAUUAGAUGGUAGUACAGCAAGCAGCUCCAGAUCCAAGAUCAUUGAUCAAUUUAAUUCAAGAAACAAUGAAAGCAAGAUAUUUUUGUUAAGUGCCAAAGCUGGCGGAGUUGGCUUAAACCUUCCUGGUGCGUCUAGACUUGUUUUAUUUGAUUCGGACUGGAAUCCAGCAUCUGAUUCUCAAGCUAUGGCAAGAAUUUGGAGAGAAGGUCAACAAAGAAAUGUUUAUACUUUAAGAUUACUAACAACAGGAACAAUUGAAGAAAAAAUUUUUCAGAGGCAAAUUAGCAAAGCAGGCUUGAGCAAAACUGUAAUGGAUCUGAAUUGCUCUGCUUCACUAAAACUGUCUACAAAUGAAUUGAAAGACCUCUUUACACUGACAACAGAUACAGAUUGUUUAACACACGAUCUAAUGAAAUGUAGUUGCAAUGAAUACAAAGAAAGAGAAACAAGAUCUAAACCAUUGAAUACUGAAAAUGAACGGACACAUCAGCUACUUCUAGAAGAUAAAGAAACGCAACAAAAUUUGACAAUAAAUCAGCUGUUGAAGUGGGAACAUUAUCAGCAACCAAUUCCAGAUAACAUAAUACAGGAAAUCAUGUUAUCUGAAAUAUCUAGUAAUAUAACAUUCUUGUUCAGAAAUUCUAUUUUAAACGAGAAAGCUUAA